CAUCGAAGUUUAUGGUUUUAGGCAGACCUGGUAGAAAUGAAAGAAAUACAAAAGUCAUUGGCAAUUUUUUGUAUAGCAACAUAUGGUGAGGGAGACCCAACAGAUAAUGCUAUGGAUUUCUACGAAUGGCUUCAAAAUGGUGACGCCGACCUAGAAGGAUUAAAUUAUGCAGUAUUUGGAUUAGGAAAUAAGACUUAUGAGCACUAUAACGAAAUUGCUAUUUACAUUGAUCAACGUUUGGAAGAAUUGGGUGCUACUAGAGUUCAUGAAAUUGGUCUAGGAGAUGAUGACGCCAA
Messenger RNA from Diuraphis noxia (Russian wheat aphid), 296 nucleotides. It is a transcript of the gene Cpr, whose product is annotated as Cytochrome P450 reductase. The record is from RefSeq and is a predicted model, not a curated record. Gene Ontology annotation, biological process: response to hormone. Gene Ontology annotation, molecular function: FMN binding; NADPH-hemoprotein reductase activity; flavin adenine dinucleotide binding. Lineage: Eukaryota; Metazoa; Arthropoda; Insecta; Hemiptera; Aphididae. Gene Ontology annotation, cellular component: cytosol.